GGAUUCCGCGAAAUUGUUUCUUGGAGUUGAACUAAGUGCUGCUCUCAGUAAAAUAGGACAAGUUGACGCGUGUGUGGGAGUGCACAGAAAGGCGGACACAAUACCUCUGUCGGUAAACGCUGUGUUUUUGAUUCGUUCGUUAGAAGGAUCUAGAGGAAGAAAGAGAAAGGAGGAACCGACGGACAGUUAGGUUUUCCUGAGUGGGGCGUUUAUUUAUCCGCCCUGCAACCUCAACAAGAAAACGCAAUCUGUGCGGAGUAGUCACAUUGAAGACGACACGUGUGGAUGAUUAACCGCAUGUUUCCUGGGAGGACUGCCGACUGACUACUGUAUCCGUUUUACCGGAUAGUUUUUAUUCGCCUUUCUAGAUACAUUGUUUUCUUUUCUCCUCCCGGCUCUGCUUCGGGGCUCGUGAUGUCGGAGGUCGAUGUCUCUGCAGACUGCGUCCCCAACCGACCACCGGGGCGGACAGAGGACGUACUGAAAGAGAGCCAAGAAAACAGGACUUUACUGAUGGUGGCGAGAAUUUUACUGGACUUGAACAAAUACAAUCCCAACGCCGUCAGCGCUGGAGCCAGCAGAUGUCUCGGGGGCAGCGAGGCCGGCACGCAGGAGAAGGCGGAGCGGGGGAGUUGGCUGAACGGGGGGGACAGCCGCGGCUCUCCGGUCAACCAAGCCAAACGUCCCCGGAACAAGAAUGCCGCGGUGAGACAGCCGUCUUCCGAGAAGAGACACUGCUGCCCCUUUCCUGACUGUGGGAAGAUGUACGGGAAGUCGUCCCACCUUAAAGCCCAUCUUCGGGUCCAUACCGGUGAGCGUCCCUUUGAGUGUACCUGGGCAGGCUGCGGCAAGAAGUUCUCUCGAUCGGACGAGCUCACGCGUCACUAUCGCACGCACACGGGCGAGAAGCGCUUCAACUGUCCGAUGUGUGACAAGUGCUUCAUGAGGAGCGACCACCUGAAGAAGCACGCCCGGCGACAUCCAGGCUUUCAUCCUAGCAUGCUCCAGGACUCCAGCGUGGCCAAGAGACGGCGCUGCUCCGUGUCUGUGUCUUCCUCUGAUUCUGGAGACCUAAGCCCCACCGGGGUGUGAGACACACCCACAUACUGUACAUGUACGCAUGAAGGUACAUGCAGCACAUACAUACACAAACACAGACACACCCGCAUGUGGCAUCUGUAACUUUAUACAAAUCAUAUCGAGCCAGACAACCAGCCAGACUGCGAUUCAGAGUUUACUACACAUGUAACAACUGCAUACAACACAAACCUGACUGUAAUCACACUAGAACUUCUCUUCUUAUUCCUUGAGGUGAUUCUUAUUCAUUAAGGGUUAUUUCACGGAGGUCCAGUUAUUUUGCAAUUUGUAAUUAUUUUAUUGUGUGUUGUCAAACUUUUUUUUUUCUAAAACAAUCUGCCAUCCAAGUGGAAUCCACGUAGAUAUACAGUUUUUCAAAAACACUACAUGAGUUCACUUUGCAUCGCAGACUUCACUUGCAAAUGAAGAGAAGUACAAGAAUGCAAGUCUGCAAGUUUGUGACUGAUAGCCUAGUGCGCCAAUAAGUUCUAGAAAUAGUCCUUUAAUGAAUGUCAUUAUUGCACACAUAGACUUAUGCACACUUGAACAGUUGCUUUUCAGCCCAGGAUAAUGCAAAUGUACAACACAGCAGUAUUAUCAUGUAAAUAGAGUAAACAAAGUUCAGACUGGUGAGAUACUCACUUUAGUGUAGUUACAUGUUAUUAGAGAGUAAUAAGAAAAGCUAUAAUACAGAGAAAUAUAGAGCCUGUUUAUUUAAUUUCACAUAUUUUGUUAUGGACUUCAGGUGUAAUCAGGUGUGCUAUGAGCUUGUAGGUAUAAGCAUUGGGUUUCCUGUGUUGAAAUGCAUAUGUUGCAAAUAUAUACAUGAAUAUACCUUUAUAGUACCUUAGCAAGCCCAUAAUACACAAGUGAAUCUCAACAUUUGUGUUGUUUCUUUGCAGUGCUUGAAAACAUGACAGGGUAAAACCUUUUAGAAGAUAAAGUGGUAACUUGUUCACUUGCUGUUGAAACACGGGACAAGUGUUCUAACCACAGUGAUUUAUGUUUAGUAAAAGUGCGUGCCUUUCGAUGGUUUGGUGGCAGAGGGGAAUUUCUACAUUUUCAAUACUACCUGAAUUAAUGUCGUCAGAUUCUUUAUGUUGCUGUUCAUUAAUACUUUAAAGCUCAACGACUGUCUAUAAAUGCCAAGAGUGCCAGUUUUGGUUGGACUGCAUUUUAUCAGGGAAUAAUAUGAUGUGUGGUCACACGACCUAAAAUUACACCCCCUGGUGUUGACAUGGAAGCACAACAUUUUUCACAGCACAGAGUCCUUUUAAAAAAAAAAAUCGUAUUGUUUGUCCUACCAUUUGAGGAGUGCUUUCGUGAUUAAUUUGAAUGUGAGCCAAUGAAUUCCAUCAUGUAGCAUGUUUGUAUGUAUUUCUUUGGUACAAUGUAUGUUUUAUUUGUCUGGGAAUCUUUUAUAUUACAGAUGGAAUGAGAGGUCUUAUUAAGUCACUGCAGGAGCCAGAUUCAUUAUUGAUGUCAUUAGUUUUCUUUCAUACUUGUCACACGAUGCAUUCAAAUGUUCAAAUACAGUCUGUAGCUUGUAAAAUACAAACUAUGUACAUUUGUGAAGUGAAAUGCUAUGUUUUCUUUCUUUUCUGGCAUUAUGAUGACUGUGAUUGGAUGUUGGUGCCUUUCAGGUUGAAGCCGUUACUUCUGAUGCUACUGUACUGUAAUCAGGGACUGUCAAUGCAAAUCCCAUGCUAUUGCAAUACACAUAGCUAUGUAAUAAUUAUUGCU
Messenger RNA from Archocentrus centrarchus (flier cichlid), 2820 nucleotides. RefSeq names its product Krueppel-like factor 9. Bases 415 to 1092 code for a protein of 225 amino acids. Gene Ontology annotation, molecular function: RNA polymerase II cis-regulatory region sequence-specific DNA binding; DNA-binding transcription factor activity, RNA polymerase II-specific. NCBI's taxonomy places the organism in Eukaryota, Metazoa, Chordata, Actinopteri, Cichliformes, Cichlidae. The record is from RefSeq and is a predicted model, not a curated record. The transcript is spliced from 2 exons. Gene Ontology annotation, biological process: regulation of transcription by RNA polymerase II.